AGAAUGGCCUUAAUGUCUACAUAAGACAUCUGGAUAUCAGAAGCAGUCAAACGUAGUCUCCAUUUGGUAAAGAGUUGUGAGGAUUAGAACAUGAGAGCCAGUGGAUGUGGUCUCAGACCAGGAUGAAGGGUUGGAAGAAGAGCAGAGCUAACAGUCCACCUUAACGAGGAAUCUGGGGAGUUGGAGUAAUUCCUUUACAAACUUGGUAAAAUGUCUUUCUUCUUGACAUGGAUCAAAGCUAUUUUUAUCACUGCCCUGGCAUUUCCUCAUUAUUCUGAAACUGGUUUUGAACCUUCACCAGAAAUUCGUAGACUCCCAAACUGUGACGUGUAUGUACAUCAAUUACAUUUUUGCACAAGAGAAAUGGAUCCAGUCUGUGCAACCAAUGGCCAAACUUAUUCCAAUACAUGCGUUUUCUGCAGUGAACUAUUCGAAAGUGGUGGAGCGUUUGAUUUUAGUCAUUAUGGUAGAUGCUGAUUCUGCCUGCGCUACACAUUCCAAUACCUUUUAUUGCGAUCCAAUUUUUUGUGGUAGAUUCUACAACCAAUUAGAACAUCCUCAGUCAGAGUUUUAAAUUCCUAGAUAAUCAUACAAAGACUUCUAUGGCAUACAAGAUGGAAUAUAGGAUGUUGAAGAAUUUUUCCAUGAGCCCAUGAUUGAAAGGUUUUCCUUCUCUAUGUUCAAUUAUUCAAUGACAGUUGAAAAACUAUCUUAAUUUUGUGUUUCUUAACAUAAAACCUAA
Molecule: messenger RNA, 742 nt
Organism: Prionailurus viverrinus (fishing cat)
Lineage: Eukaryota; Metazoa; Chordata; Mammalia; Carnivora; Felidae
Product: sperm-associated acrosin inhibitor-like
Exons: 6
Coding region: 211-477 (88 amino acids)
Molecular function (GO): protein binding
Source: RefSeq, a predicted model, not a curated record